Molecule: messenger RNA, 2048 nt
Organism: Durusdinium trenchii
Lineage: Eukaryota; Dinophyceae; Suessiales; Symbiodiniaceae
Source: the annotation of a GenBank genome assembly
UGAAGAUUCAUUCACGACACUGUGAGCCAAAGAUUUGAUUAUUGCAAUGGCAAGAGUGGAUUCAGACUACUCAGAUGAGGAGUUUCGUUGAAUGGAAGCGCACGGAAGUGUUGGUUGUUGUGAAAAGACAGGAGAGCGAAGAAAGCUCCGACAAAGUAAAGAAAAAGAAGAAGAAGGAGAAGAAGGAGAAGAAAGGCAAAAAAAACAGCAAGAAAGAAAAGAAGGCUAAAAAAGAAAAGAAGGAAAAGAAGAAGGCGAAAAAGAAAAAGAAGGAGAAGAAGAGAAGAAAGAGUCCAAGCUAUUCUGACUACAGUUAUAGCUGUGGUGACAGCAGAGACUCUAGAAGCUGCAGCCGCAGCCGUAGUCGAAGCCGUAGCCGUGGUCGACAGCCAGCAGCACGAUCCCCUGCCAGGUACACUGCAGCUGGGGGUGGUGGUGGCUACGGUAACUUUGGUGGAGCACAGGGCAGAUAUGGGUGCGCACGCAGCCGGAGCAGGAGUCCUGCGUGGGCGGUCCCUGCUCCCAGGUCACCAAUGAAGUUUCCAGAGGGUCGGCCCUUAACCCUGGCGGAGGCCUGUGAGGCUGCUGGCAGAGGGUUCACCACUGGUAAAACUGCUCAAGAUGAUGAAGUGCAGGUUCUCAACCCAGAUGAGGAGCCUAUCGAAGCAGACAGGUAUGCCACGUUUGAAGAUGCUCGUGAUUUUCCUCGUGAAAUCCGAGAAGAGCUCAAGAACGCUGGCUUUCCUUCACCUUCGCAGAUCCAGGCCUACACCUGGCCCUUGGGCUUGCGGGGUAAGGACAUCAUAGGCAUAGCCGCCACUGGCAGUGGAAAGACUCUAGCAUUUCUCUUGCCAGCUUUUGCACAGAUGGUAGAGGAGAACCACCGCCCUGAACGAGAUGGUCCUGGUGCGCUUGUGAUGUCUCCAACGCGAGAGCUUGCACAGCAGACGGAGGCAGAGGCACAGCGGUUCGGAAAGUGCCUUGGUUUCCGCUGUGUUGCCAUGUAUGGUGGUGCACCGAAAGGUGAACAAAUGGCUAGAUAUCGUCAAGGUUGCCAUACCAUUGUGGCCUGCCCCGGUCGGCUCAAUGAUUUCCUUGAAGGUGGGCAGGUUCGAUUGGAUGGCGUGUUGAAGCUCGUCCUGGAUGAGGCUGACCGGAUGCUGGAUAUGGGAUUUGAGCCACAAAUCCGCAAGAUCCUUGCCAAGCUCCCACGCAAGCGCCACACGCUCUUCUUCACUGCAACAUGGCCAAAGGAGGUGCGGAAGUUGGCAUCAGAGAUUUUGAACAGGCCGUACAAAGUCAUGAUUGGAAACCGAGAAGUCUUGAAAGGCAACCAGGACAUCACCCAGAUUGUGAGAGUCAUGGAUGCCUUCAAUAAGAACCGGGAGAUCGUCACGACUUUGCGGGAGGCGGGCCUGACCACUCCAAGUGCAAGCGGCAAGGCGCUCGUCUUCUGCAAUACCAAGAGGAUGUGUGAGAACUUGUCGAACGAGUUGCACCGGCAGGGUCUACCUUGCACGUCUAUUCAUGGCGACAAGGACCAGCGGCAACGCGAAGAAGCCCUCAAUGGGCUUAAAAGUGGGAGGUACAAGGUUCUCAUUGCCACAGAUGUUGCUGCUCGCGGAUUAGACAUCAAGGGUGUUGGCUUGGUCAUCAACUUUGAUCCCGCCAAUAAUACAGAGGACUACGUCCACCGCAUCGGUCGCACUGGCCGGGCUGGAGCGAAGGGCUAUGCUAUCACCUUCAUGACAGGUCAGGAUGCAGCCAAAGCAAAAGGGAUUAUUGAGGUGAUGGAGCGCACCAAACAGGAGAUCAGUCCAGAACUGAUGCGACUGGCAGGUGCAGCACCAGCUGGAGGCAGGCAACUGAGACACCGAGGCAAAGGAGGAGGACGCAAUCGGAGCCCGAGCUUCUGACCUUUGCCCAAAAUUGAAAAACGAGCUUUUGGAGUUUGAAAUAGUUUUAGCGAAAUGAAAGCCAGUGCUUCUAGUCGCCGGUUCACUCACUGAUGUUGCUUUUGGCUGCAGCAAAUCAGGAGGAAUAUCAAC